AUGCGAGGCAACAUCCGCCUCGCAUUAAUAUGCGUCUCUUCCCUCCUGCUCUUCUCCCUCUUCCUUCUCGAAGCCCACCUCCAGGAUCUAUGUAAUCAAUACCGCGCCGGCGCAUACAUGGUUGCAUGGUUGGACAAUGACGCUCCUACACAACCCACCUACACAAACCCCGGCGACAAAGUGAUCGUUAUGGCGAAGCUGGAAGAAGAACACACAGAAUGGGUCGCCCAGGAACUUCCAGACUGGCAACGCGCAAUCUAUACCGUCAAUCCUACACAUGAAAAUCGCAUGAACCCAGAUACCCUCACCACACCCUUUAAUAAAGGCCAUGAAUCAAUGGCCUAUUUCACAUACAUCAUUGACAAUUACGAUUCCCUCCCCUCGACAAUCGCCUUCCUACAUGCCCACCGUGCAGGCUUCUUAAUGGCCUGGCAUGUCGACGCCCCGCUACACGAUAACGUUCUCGCCAUGCGCAACCUGCAACUCGAUUUCGUCAAACAAAACGGGUACGUCAAUCUGCGUUGCAAUUGGAACCCAGGAUGCAAGGGCAAACAUCGCUUCAAUAAGCAUGUCACGGAGCAGAUAUGGUGGGAUGUCUUCGACGGAACCAGUACCCCGCCCUUGAAUAUGUCGUCACCGACGGAAGUCGAAUAUCCUGGGGUUCGCUAUGCGAAACCGAUAGAGAUUGGGACGGCUUGCUGUGCGCAGUUUGCUGUAUCGAGGGAACAGGUGCAGUUGAGACCACGGGAGGACUAUGUGAAGUUCAGGCAGUGGGUUAUGGAUACGGAGUUGAGCGAUGCAUCUUCUGGGAGGGUCAUGGAGUUUAUGUGGCAUAUCAUCUUUGGCAUGCAGGGUGUCUAUUGUCCCGAUGAAAAGAUAUGCUACUGUCAGGUUUAUGGACAGUGUUGA
Molecule: messenger RNA, 909 nt
Organism: Penicillium salamii
Lineage: Eukaryota; Fungi; Ascomycota; Eurotiomycetes; Eurotiales; Aspergillaceae
Source: the annotation of a GenBank genome assembly